AUGUUUACUUUGUGUAAAGGAUAUAGUGAUGACGAAGAAGAGGAAAAAAAUUUAGUUGAUUCGUUAGAAGAGAAAAAAAAAUCUCUAGAAGAAAAAAUAAGUUACUAUAAAUUAAAAGGAAAAGAUGAAAGGGGAAAAAUUACUAUAUAUACUAAUUUAGGAGAUUUCGAAAUUGAAUUAUAUUGGUAUCAUAGUCCUAAAACAUGUUUAAAUUUUUAUACAUUGUGCAAUAUGGGUUAUUAUGACAAUACAAUAUUUCAUAGGGUGAUACCUAAUUAUAUAAUACAGGGUGGUGACCCUACAGGAACUGGAAAAGGAGGAAAAAGUAUUUACGGGGAAUAUUUUGAAGAUGAAAUAAAUUGUGAAUUAAAACAUACAGGUGCUGGUAUAUUAAGUAUGUCCAAUAAUGGACCAAAUACAAAUACAUCUCAGUUUUUUAUAACCCUAUGCCCUUUGCCUCAUUUGGAUGGAAAACACACAAUUUUUGCUAGAGUCAGCAAAAAUAUGACUUGUAUAGAAAGUAUUGCAUCUGUUCAGACUACAGCAACUAAUAAACCAAUUUUUGAUGUAAAAAUAUUACGAACAUCAACAGCUAUAAAUGUUGACUAA
This is a messenger RNA of Plasmodium gallinaceum, 609 nucleotides long. Its product is annotated as peptidyl-prolyl cis-trans isomerase, putative. Gene Ontology annotation, biological process: protein peptidyl-prolyl isomerization. Gene Ontology annotation, molecular function: peptidyl-prolyl cis-trans isomerase activity. Bases 1 to 609 code for a protein of 202 amino acids. The record is from RefSeq and is a predicted model, not a curated record. The transcript has a single exon. NCBI's taxonomy places the organism in Eukaryota, Apicomplexa, Aconoidasida, Haemosporida, Plasmodiidae. Gene Ontology annotation, cellular component: catalytic step 2 spliceosome.